This is a messenger RNA of Eutrema salsugineum, 684 nucleotides long. Its product is annotated as 25.3 kDa vesicle transport protein. Gene Ontology annotation, molecular function: SNAP receptor activity. NCBI's taxonomy places the organism in Eukaryota, Viridiplantae, Streptophyta, Magnoliopsida, Brassicales, Brassicaceae. The record is from RefSeq and is a predicted model, not a curated record. Gene Ontology annotation, cellular component: ER to Golgi transport vesicle membrane; SNARE complex; Golgi membrane. Bases 1 to 684 code for a protein of 227 amino acids. Gene Ontology annotation, biological process: endoplasmic reticulum to Golgi vesicle-mediated transport; retrograde vesicle-mediated transport, Golgi to endoplasmic reticulum; vesicle fusion with Golgi apparatus. The transcript is spliced from 4 exons.
AUGGUGAAGCUAACGAUAGUUGGUAGGGUUGAAGAUGGAUUGCCUCUUGCACAAGAUCAAACCUAUGUAAAUCAACAAGACAACGCUAGUUUCUUGUUCUACAAGCAACAAGCCGAAUUCAUUCUCAAACAAAUCUCCAAAGACUCAUUGUUAUAUCCAAAGAUGACCAUCUUGAUCGAUCAUCAUUCUUUCCACUUUCUGGUGGAGAAGAAGAUAUGUUACAUCGCACUAUCUGAAUCUUCGUAUCCAAGAAAGUUGCUUUUUCAUUACCUGCAGGAUCUUCAGAAGGAAUUUGAUAAUUUCGACGAGACAACACUUAUCAAGACGAUUUCAAAACCCUAUAGCUUCGUUAGGUUUGGUAAGACCAUAGGGAGAAUAAGGAAACAAUAUAUGGAUACUAGAACACAGGCUAAUCUAUCGAAGCUAAAUGCUUCGCGGAAACAAGAACUUGAUGUAGUUACUGAGCAUUUGAAUGAUUUAAUUCAAAGACGACAACUUUCAGAAACAUCAGAGAUGGCGUCUUUGGAUCCUCGAAUGUCUGUUUCAACCAUUUGGAGCUCACGAUGUCUUCAGGAUAUUGCGUUAAAAUGGACACCAGUGACGAUCAUUAUUCUUGUUAUUCUUGUUCUUUUCAAAGCAAGCUUGAUUAUGACAGAUAAUUAUUUAAUCUCAACAAUGAUAUGA